This is a messenger RNA of Paraglomus occultum, 381 nucleotides long. The record is from the annotation of a GenBank genome assembly. Lineage: Eukaryota; Fungi; Glomeromycota; Glomeromycetes; Paraglomerales; Paraglomeraceae.
AUGACUGCUUCUAAACGAAUGUCAUUACAGGCCCUUGCAGCCGUACAGAAAAAAUAUAGUUCGGCUCAUUUUUCGCCGCAAAUAGUUUAUAAACCCAAAUUAGGGCGCGAAAUAUGGGCCUCACCACGAAUAAGUCUACGCAGACAGGCCGAUAUGCGAAAGAAUUGUAUAGCAUUGGGAAUUGAUCCAUCUAGCAUUGGAUUACCCGAAAAGAAGGAGAAAAAACCUCCAAGAGUCAUACCUCCGAAAGGAAAAAAACAUGAAAGAACUGCAGCCGAAAGAACUGCCAAAGCCGUACAGGAUAUGGACAAGACUAUCGAAAAUUGGCGCAAGGAAAAGAGGGAAGAAUAUCAACGUGCGAAACCCGUGUUGCCAUUUUAG